This is a messenger RNA of Haplochromis burtoni (Burton's mouthbrooder), 8880 nucleotides long. RefSeq names its product deltex 4, E3 ubiquitin ligase a (gene dtx4a). Bases 5057 to 7387 code for a protein of 776 amino acids. The transcript has 11 exons. Gene Ontology annotation, biological process: protein ubiquitination; Notch signaling pathway. The record is from RefSeq and is a predicted model, not a curated record. Gene Ontology annotation, molecular function: zinc ion binding; ubiquitin protein ligase activity. Gene Ontology annotation, cellular component: nucleoplasm. Lineage: Eukaryota; Metazoa; Chordata; Actinopteri; Cichliformes; Cichlidae.
AAAGAUAAUAGAAAAGUGAAAUAGGAAACAGAUGUAGGCUGGCUUUAGAGUGUAGUACAGUGCAGUAUUACUGUACAGAUUUGGUUUAGCUGUCUUUGUUGGGUGUAGGGGCUGUGGAAGGCAGGCCGGUGGAGCAAAAACAGGAUGUGGCAAAGUGGUUUCAUAUUCAGCACAGCUUUUUGAACAUGAUGCACUCUUUUGAUAGGUUCAGAUAUCACUGUUGUAAUAUGUAAUUAAGUCCUUCGUUUGGGGGUUGAUUAAAAAGAAAUAUAGAUCAGGGUUUAGCUCUUAGGCUGCCUUCGGGUUCAUGUACACCACCAGACUUGUUUUGUUGGUUUAUAUGUCCAAUAAAGCAAAAUCAAACCAAAUUAACAAACUUCCAACUGAAAAAAAAAAAAGAAAACUAUAUAUAUAAGUUCAUUCACAGACCUGUGCAACAAGUAAUGAGACAUGCAUGUUCUGCACGUGUACUUCACAGACUUCACACCUGCAGUUUCCAAGUGACUUGUCAACCUCGCAAGGAACAAAUUCAAAUUUGCACCUUCCUCUUUCCAUAAAUAAUUGUGCGUUUUCUUAUCUGUGCUCAUCACCACACCCCGUCAAAGUCUCUCUUUAAUCUCUGCUCUCUCCGCCCCCUUGGAGGGCUUCAGCGAGCACUUUCUGCAUCACAUGUCAUGCAUCACCCCCCUGCUGUCUCUCUCACUCACUUUUUUUCUUCUUCUUCUUUUUCUUCUCAGCGCGAACGCUGUCGCACUUGUUCUAACACACCCUAAAUGACACAAGUCAGCCUCUUUGCCAUUCUUCACUCUCCAGCAACACAAACAGUAUCUCUCACUCACAACUUUGGAAACCAGCAAACGCUCUGAGCGGUCUGCAAAGCUUCCUGUCAUCCUAGUGAACACAAUUUAGAGUUUAACAAGGGCAGACUUCCUGUAACAUCUCCAGUAUCCUGAGUAUAAAAUUCACCAAUGGAUCUCCUGAUGACAAGUUCACAGCUGCUUUGAAAGCACCAGGAGUUUGUGACUGUAAAGUUCAGCCUGUAACUGAGACUCCAAACCAUCCAGGAAUUUCUUUUCUUUAAUUCAACUGUAACUUCUUCCUAAGGAGGUAAUGCACAUUUUUAAUUACAUUUAAUUGUAGCAAAGUCAGCUUUGUGUCAUUGCAACGAGUUAAAAGUGGACUGACAAUGAGUUCAGAAGCCCUACACAAAGUCUGUGGCAGACUCUCGGUUUCCAUAGUUUAAAAGUGCAAAGAGAGAAACAGCUUUCUGCUUUUGUGUUCCCUCAAGUGCUCACACUGCAUUGUUUUAAGUGAUAAGGCACACCCUUGCUAAAAUAAACAGUGAAAGCUGCUCUUAAAGCUAAAAAUGUACCUAUUUUUAGAAGUGCUUGUUUUGUGUGUGUGUGAUAAACAGUGUUAAUGACUUUCUUGCCAAGAGUUUGAUAAAAAAAAAAAACCAUAUUACUGUCAUAUGUAGAAAUAUGAAGAUGAUGCAGACAGUUAGCUUUGCUAAGCAGUGUUAGAAAAAAAACACACAGCUUUUGUGUUUGAAAAAAGGCCUAAAGCAGCUGUAAAUCUUGCUUGCUUGCUAUUUCUUUUUUUAAUUUGCACCACAACGCAACUGUCAGAUUUAGUUUGUUGUGUCAGAAUGAUUCUUAGCUGGUGUUCUUGGGACCGAAGCAAACUGUAAUGCAGCAAACGACUGAAACAAACUUUCAAAAGUGGAUAUAAGUGCCAAAAAUUGCGUGUUUGUCACUCUAGAAUUUUGAAAAUUUCUAAUUUAUGCAAUUUGAUCAUCAUUUUCGGCCGUUUCACUGCAGAAUUUCAACUGGUGGAUAAAGUUCACAGGUUUGUCUCUUUUUGACUAUAAGAGAGUCAAAUUUAUGAGUUAAAAAAUGUCUUCGGAGCGCCUUUGUAAAAUGAAAUAAUUGCAAUGACACAUGUUCAUCCAACUUUAAACCACCAGCUAACCUGACAAGCAGUUCUGCCCAGACCCAGAACCUGCUUACUGUGAGGUGAUUAAUGCGCAGCUAUCCGUUACAAUGGGUCUCUCAUUUAACGAAUCAAGCUAGACUAUGAAAGGGACAAGGUUAGUUAGUACUUGACCACGGUUUGCUCCUGCUAGACCGAGCAGUCUUUCCACUGCAAGCUCCACCCACAGACACAUUUUAAUGCUCACAUACAAAUCCAGAUAAAUAUAUAUCACACCUCACACCCUGUUGGCAAGUUAUUGAUUGAAUGCAUAUGAUUUCACAUUAAGAUCAUUCAAAGAGACAAGGCUUGCUUGAAAGAGAUUUUACUUGGCUAUGUCAACGACCAUCUUGAGUUUUCAAAUGCCUAAUGGGUUUUAUGAAGAAAAAAAAUCAUAUAGGAAUUUAUACAUCAGCUUUGCCCCUUGUGUCCACCUGUGACUGAUUUCCUUGUACUUCACCCUUCGUACUUAGCUAGUCUAUCCGAUUUCAGGCUUCAAUUAAACGAAAUUAGAAUAAUGUAAAAUGUCAUUUUUCUAAUUUGACUUGGUAAGAAUGUAAACAAACACAUUUUCUGAAAUCCUACAUCACCAAAAGAUUUAUGAAAAUGAACUGAUUCCCCAUGUGUGUUCAUACUAAUUCUGAACCUCUUCUCUGUCUUUCCUUCAGGAAUGGACAGCAAAACUAAGGUGGUGGCCCUUGUUGUCACCCUAUUACUCCUCCUUGUUGUGCUCUUUGUACUGUACAAGAAGCUGAACAGGGAGGCUAAAGGGGAAUAUACAGUCCGACGCAUUGUCUACAAGGAAGGAGGUCUCAGGGACCAGGCGAGAAGUGCAGCGUUAGCUGUGGGGGCACGUCUUGGGGUCCAGCUGUGGCCUGGAAGUGAUGAAGAAGAGGAAGGGGAGGAAAUGCAGGAAGUCCAAGAUGAAGAAGAACAGGUGGACAGUGGUGGUAGUCAGGAGAGUGACACAGAGGGAGAUGAAGAGGAGGAGGACAACGACACUGGUAAUGCUAAGGAGAAAGAAAGUAAUACUUCAAAUGAUGACUCAAGUAUUGGGAGUUCAGAGGCAGGAGAGCAAACCAAACUUAACGAUGAGUCUGAGCCAGAGGGAGAGACGGAAGAUAAAAGUGAAGAAAAGGAGGAGAAAGUGGGAGAAGAGCAGAGUAAAGCUGAGGCAAGUGGAGGGCCGGGAUUGCUGAUAGAUCUAAAGCAGUUCUCUGGAAGUGCGAUCUGGUCUGAAGAAGGUGGUGAGGGUAAAGGUGACGUGACAGCGUUGUGAGAAUCAGAAAUAAUGAAUAAGACUGAGGAAACUGCCAAAUCAGGAUUUCACAAACACCAGCUUCAUCCCCUAAAUGUCUCCCCACUGCAAAUUCCUUCUAUUAGUCUAAAAAAAUAAAAUAAAAUAAAAGAUACAUGCACCCACCCAUUAAACCCAAAGAGCUUUUAACUCUCAUGACCUCACUGACCUUGCUUUCCUCUGGUCAAAUUUUUUUGAUGAAUAAAGCAGUUAUAUAAACAUACAGGGGUGCUCUAGAUUGUAACUGUAAAGUGUAAAAAAAAAAACAAUACUUGUCUAUACUCUUUUGCUUUAAAUGUUUAUUUUAAUUUACAUAAGAAAUUGAAAACUGGAAACUUUUUUUUAGUGUUUUCUGCUCUGUUUUUUGUUGUUCUUUAUGCCGUUUGUAGAAAUAAAAAAAGAGUAGUAAUUAAAUAUAGUGAGAACAAAAUAAUGCUUUAUUUGUUUUAUUGAAAACAAGUGAAUGUAACCGAUCAAACUUUAAGUCAACAUACAUUUUAUAUGGUGUGUAAAUGGUUGAAAAUUUAAUAAACCACAUACUGAAAAUACGAAUGAAUUGUAUACUUUAAAAAUAUAUAAAACAUGCAGUAAUGCUAUCAGCGGAAGCAUGUGUAUAUAGCGUGAUCAUAGCAUGACGAAGCUAAAAUUCUUCCGUGUUUUAUGUUUUUAGGGUUUUAGAGAAAAAACAUGCUAGCGGUAAGCCACAAGUUUCCUGUUGUAUGCAUUAACCGGAGCAAAUACAUAUGAAUAACAAUAUAACUUUCAAUAUUAAAGUCGUAAUUACACCAAAAUCAGCCACAAUAGCGGUACAGCCAUGAGUUACAGAUAAAUGCUCUCCUUGUUGAUUAUUCAGCCAAUGGGGAUGUAGCUCAGUGGUAGAGCGCAUGCUUCGCAUGUAUGAGGUCCCGGGUUCAAUCCCCGGCAUCUCCAAAGAUUUUUUUUUCAACUUUUAUUUCCGUAUAAGUUGUAAAUGUUAUAAAGUGCAAUAUUGUCACAGAAGUCACAGAAGAAGAGGUAAAAAAUUUUAAAGCAAUACGGCAUAACUAUAUACCAAACACCGUCACCUCAAUGUGUGCGCGAGGUGAGGUAGGUUUGCGAUUGGCCCAAAGCAGCCCGUGCUCGAAUGUGAUUGGACGGUGGAUGCCUUGGAGGCGUGGGGGUGUUCAUACACGCGAGCGUCAAAGAUUUAUUUUCACCCGUCCAGUACCUGAUAGUUAAGUGAGAGCUGGUCGAUGGAGGCAUUUUGGAUGAGCCAAUAAGUAAAGCUAACUCCAAACUUAGUGUUCCGAAAAUUUAUUAGAGCGAUUAUGUAACACGGACACGGGAUUUUACCUCAUUCUUACAGUUAUAUUGGUGGAUCAAUACUAAACAAACUACUCUACAAAGCAGUGUUGUUGUUUGUUUGUUUUUACAGGAGGAGACGAUUUAACGGGGUAAAUAUUAAAAAUCUAUUUUUAAAAAAAAAAUCCUCCGUUUUUUGUCUGAUUAUAUAUAUUUUUUAAAAAUCUUACAGUUUACUAUGAAAGUCGGUUCAUGACAGUAACCUAGUUCACCACCGCCGCACCACCGUGAGCAUCCAAGUUGCAUUUUCUCCUCUCACCCAAACUUGACUGUGGCUGAGAAUUGAUUUCGGUAGACGUCACUCAUCUGCAUAGGGAGUAAAAUGCAACCAUCCUGGAAGGCUUCUGUUCUGUCUUUGCUUCCACGAAACGCUCUGUAUCUCCCCCGUGCAAUAAAAGGACCUAAUAAUUGCUGCACCUCCGAAACUACAAACAUGGAAGGAGUAGGAUGUUACUAGCAUCCGCCGUAGUGGUAUGGGAAUGGCUGAACGAGCACGGACGCUGGCGGCCCUACAGCCCGGCUGUCUGUCAUCACAUCGAGGCAGUCAUCCGGAGCGACCCGCGCUGUGGUAGUGUCGUCCUCGGCCAGGUGGACUCUCGCCUCUCGCCCUACAUCAUCGAUUUGCAUUCCAUGCACCAGUUCCGACAGGACACAGGUACCCUAAGACCGGUGCGACGCAGCUUCUACGACCCCACAUCAGCGCCAGGCCAGGGCUGGUUGUGGGAGUGGGAGAACGACGCUGGCAGCUGGACGGCAUACGACACUGAGGUGGGCAUUGCAAUCCAGGCAGCGCGCGACCGUCAGCAGCCCUGGCUGGACCUGGCGCCGCUGGGUUUCUGCUACCUCAUUGACUUCGAAAGUAUGACCCAAAUCAAUGGGCAAACGCAGCGCUGCAGACGCAUCCAGCGCCGUUCUGAUCUGGCUUACCCGCUGGUAUCUGGGCCACUACCCAAGUCUCACCAUGCCUGGGGGCCAACGUCCAUGCCUGGACACGGAGGACUUCUAGGUGUUGAUGUAUCUGGAGUGGGCAUGGGGAUCCGGAUGAGCAGCAGUGGGACUGGAAACGGGAGUGCGUACCCCAGCGGGGCGCUCCCGGCUUCAGCCAUCACUUCCUUGGGACAGCCAUGCGCCUGUCAGCAGUGUAUGCUGGUGCUAAGUGUCAAAGCAGGCACUAUGUCGACCGCUCACACUCUCGGUCGAAGACCACCACAGACUAAACCACCAAGUCCCAAACUAAGCAGCCUCCCCAUCCCAGGAGGCUCUUAUUCACUAACCCUCCCUCGGCCUCCAACCCUGUCGAGGUCGCUUUCGCCCCACAGGACAUCCAUGGUUGGGGCGACAGGUGGAUUCAACAUAGGUGGUAUGGGAGGUGCAGGAGGUAUGAGCAUGGUUGGUGCUAGCAGCGUCGGCACUACGAGCCUUGGCUACGGAGGAGGCUUCACCCAUUCUCUUUCCCUUCUUGGGUCAGCCACAGCUGGUCUCUCCAUCUCCUCCACAAGGCCCCCACCUCCUCCUCUCCCACCACCGCUGCCACCGCCCCCCCCGCCCUCCACUACGCUAUCAUCUUCCACCACCUCCACCCCCCACCCUUCCACCUCUGUCUCCUCUCUCUCCAUUUCCUGUUCUGCCCCCGCAGCACCUGCCUCAGGGCCACCUCUCAUCUCCACAGCUACAUCCACCUGCACCCCAUCACCUUCUGCCCGUGUCCUGGGUCCGGUGUCUUCAUCCGGCGCAGCCGCGGCUGCUGCCUGCGCGGCGCCCCUGCCACCUCGGUCUAGCCUCGCAGGGCUGAGCCGUCCGGCGCUGCAGCGUAUCGCCAUGGCUCAGUCGCGUGCCCUUAUCGCCUCUGGAGUGCCAACAGUUCCAGUGAAGAACCUGAAUGGAUCCAGUCCUGUACAUCCUGCACUGGCAGGCAUAACAGGCAUCUUGAUGAGCGCAGCAGGGCUUCCUGUCUGCCUGACCCGCCCUCCCAAGCUGGUGCUUCAUCCUCCACCUGUCAGCAAGAGCGACCUCAAACCUGUCCCGGGGUUGGGCCACUGCUGUCGCAAGACCACAAAGAAACAGGCCCGUAAAGGCAAGACUCCAGAGGAAGUGGUGAAGCGCUACCUCCAGAAAGUGCGAAACCCCCCAGAGGAGGAUUGCACCAUCUGUAUGGAGGCCUUGCCCGGACCAUCGGGCUACAAAGGUCCUGGUGUGGGUGGCAUCUCCAGGGCCGAGUCGGUGGGUCGUCUGGCACAAUGCGGUCACCAGUACCACCUGCAGUGCCUCGUUGCUAUGUACAAUAACGGCAACAAGGACGGCAGCCUGCAGUGUCCCACGUGCAAGACCAUUUACGGAGUAAAGACGGGCAACCAGCCACCCGGCAAGAUGGAGUACCAUGUCAUCCCGCACUCCCUGCCUGGCCACCCAGACUGCAAAACCAUCCGGAUCAUAUACAACAUCCCUCCUGGCAUCCAGGGCCCAGAGCACCCAAAUCCAGGCAAACCCUUCACUGCACGUGGGUUCCCCAGACACUGCUACCUUCCUGACAGCGAGAAGGGACGCAAGGUUCUGAGGCUGCUUCUGGUAGCGUGGGAUCGUAGGCUCAUUUUCUCUGUGGGUACGUCAAGCACUACAGGUGAGAGCGACACGGUCAUCUGGAACGAGGUGCAUCACAAGACCGAGUUCGGCUCCAACCUCACGGGCCACGGGUACCCCGACCCCGGCCACCUGGACAAUGUCCUCGAAGAGCUCAAAGCUCAGGGCAUCACCGAGGAGGAGUGUCUACCCAGAGACUGAGCAGAGACAUUCACAGCACUGAAGACACUAGAAGAUACCAGGCGUGAGUCUUUAAACACAAUCCUGGGACGGGGAUCCGCAGCUAGACGGACCAGUUCUUUUCAAAGUGUGACGAAACGAACAGAGGAAACUUUUACACCAGAUGAUGGAGAAGGACUAUAAAACAAAAGCCCCAACAGAAAUAGCUUCAGCAGAAUUUGCUGCGACUCAAUUUUUUUUUUCUCUUACGACUGCAUGAGUCAGUUUUGAUACGUACGUGGGGAAUCAUUUUCUUUCCUGAUGCAGUAAUGGUGUCAAGGUUGCCGAUGUUACUCAGUGAGACAUUUGAGACCACUGUGCACAUACGAGUCAUUGUUAGUUUGUGGGGGGGGGGAACAAAAACUGUCAUUUAUACUGUCAGACUUCAUAUCAAGAAUGUAACUAACUGAUUUUGUUUUUCUUAAGUGAUGAAGUGUUUACCACUCCUGCUGCUGCUGAACCGAAUGGAAGUGAAAUUUAAGAAAUUAAUGUGGGUUCGUUUUUAAAGUGUUAGUCCACAAGCAGAAGCAGAUAAAUCCUCCAAAUGUUUGACUGGAUAUCUGAGCAUGGAUAUUUGCUGACCUCUAGUGGUACUUUUCCAGAACUACAUUCCUUUUUAGGUUUGAUUUUUAACUUGUGUUCUUGUAUGUUAUGAAUACUUCAUAUAUUAUAUGAUAUCGGUUCCAUUAAUCCAUGUUUUUUAUACUAUAAUUUCACAUUUUGUUUAAUAUGCUGUGUUCCAUUGUAUUGUUUUUGGGUUUGGCUUGACAGACAAAGACAUGGGAGGGAAGUUUAGAUAAGCUGCUGGUGUACCAGAGUUUGCCUGAUACUUUAUAUGCCAUUUACCAGCCCCUUUCUUUAAAAACAAUCAUUUUUUUUAGUAUUUUUCUAUUUAAGAAAUAAGCUGACAUUCCUGAAUCCUUUGACCCUGAGAGCAUGGGUGUAUUUAACAGCUUUCUAUGUCUUCUUGUAUCUGCAUUAAUGUUAAUGACUGAUAGAGGAAACCCUAUCGUGGAUUAAUCCAUUACCCCCCUAGGAGGCGUAAAUUCCCCAAAAGCUAGGAUUGGACCUCCUGCCUGAGCUCAGAUUUGCACAGUGUUUUUUACUUAGUGUCAAAAGGAAACAGCUUGUAUCUACUGUAUUUUUUUCCUUUUAUUGUGUAGGAUACACACCAGCCUCAAAUGCUCUAAUCACACUACAGAAUGUGGUCAGCGGUUGUAUUUGUCAUGUUUUGUUUUUUGCCAUGCGCGGUCUAAAAGACUUACCGUAUCUUGAUGUGGGUCCAGCUUGGGCCAAAGUGGUCCACUGUGGACCAGGUUGUUAUGUUAAAGAGAAAUGCAGCAGUAUGUGUCAACAUACUAAUGUAGGCCAACAUCAAAAGCAUUUUUACUUUAUGAUAUUUUAUGUAUGCACUGUAUUCUAUGUAUAUGUUUUAUGUGCAUAAAUUUGCAUUAAACAUUUUUCUAAGGUUCAAA